AUGUUUGGAAGUACACGGGAAUCUUCAUCGAGUGUGCAAUGCGAAGAUUGCGGUCCGGCGGGAAGGCGACUCUUUGAGCGACGAAAGGGUUGGGGAGAGCGGGGUGCGAAGCGGGCGGAGGGCGGCGCGAAGCCGCGCACGCGCCCGCUGCUGGACCGCAUCGCGGCUCCGACACACGCGUUGAUACCGGCGCGCGCGAUGGACGACAAGCCGACCGCCGUCGGCGGCGAGGAGCACUAUAGUCUGCGCUGGAACAACCACCAGGCUCACCUGCUGCGCUCGUUCGAGGCCUUGCUGCACGCCGAGAACCUGGUGGAUGUGACACUGGUGUGCGCCGAGCGCCGCGUUCGUGCACAUAAGGUGCUUCUCGGUGCCUGCAGUCCUCUAUUUCGUAGGAUAUUUAGCGAGAACCCAUGCAGGCACCCUGUGAUCGUAUUAAAGGACUUCCAAGGAUGGGAAGUGCAGGCGGUGGUGGACUUUAUGUAUCGUGGCGAGGUGUCAGUCGCACAGGAGCAGCUCGGAACAGUGAUACGAGCAGGAGAAUCUCUACAAGUGCGCGGUCUUGCAGACCAGGACCGUGAAGAACACGUGAGAUCUCCACCACCAACACCACUGGCGAGGAGCCCAGUGCAGACGACACCGCCGGCACCGUCGCCACCAGUUAGCCCGGCAAGUCCACAACCCAGGCGAAAACAAGCACGUCCACGACGCCGCUCAGGAGAGUCGGAUACUCCAGAAAAUUUGUCUAUGCGACGUUCCCCGAGUGGAGGGUUAAAGUCAGUGCGAUUGUCGAGACCGCGCUCACCCCCAAAACAAGAGCAAGAAGAACCAGAAGCGGAGGUCCCGCCGCCACCACGAAUGUUCCCGCCACAUCAAGACAUGUUCCCACCAGUACCUCCGGCUGUCUCCGCGUUAUCACUGACGCCGCCACACAUUUCGCGUAUGUGUCGAGAGCUUGAUUGCGCCAUAAUAGACGUAGGUUGUAAUGAAGGGUUGCACGCACAAGACUCGCUGAGUCUCGCCCGCACCGACGUGCAUGGGGAUACUAAUCACGAGGGGAGUUCAAAUGUUUCCGCACUUGUCAUUCUAUUUCGAAAAUCAAAUUUUAAAUUGCCCUAA
Arctia plantaginis is the source of this 1119-nucleotide messenger RNA. NCBI's taxonomy places the organism in Eukaryota, Metazoa, Arthropoda, Insecta, Lepidoptera, Erebidae. The record is from the annotation of a GenBank genome assembly.